AUGAGUCCCCGUAAGAGGGCUCGCCCAAACCCGGCACCGACGACUCCCAAGACGAUGGCGAGCCCCGUUCCAACAGCGGAGCACGCUAUCGCCGCUACGUCACUGUCACAGGCCCCAGCAACCUCGGAACGCUCGCAGAGCGAUCAGCAAUCGCCAGCUUCGCGGCAUGCCAACGCGAACAGCGCAGCGUUGGCGGGGCAGGAGAAGCAGCACGAGAUCCGCAAGACUAAGAGCUGGUACGGCUCCUGGCCAGCACCCCCGAAGGCGACCGCGUCCACGUCGGUGGCCAGAGAAAACAUCCUCGGCGGCACCGUCAAAUCGACCAAGGCAUCUGACCUAAGCCGCUUCGAGUCUAAGAAGGCAGACGACGCGGCCAGCAUCUCCAGCCUGACCGGGACCGCGCGAGGAUUACCCAAAAUUCCCGAAGCGAAGCCGGACGAAGCCGUUGCAAAGGACGUAGGCCAGCAGCCCGACCCUGAGAUCCCCCCAUCAGAAGUCCCCAAACCCCCCGACGAUACCAAACCGACCCUCGAAACCUCUUCAACUACCGCGACUCCCGCUCGGCCAACUACAUCGUCUGGGUGGCUUGGCUGGCUAUCUAGGGCUCCGGUUACAGAAACCCAGGCCUCAACACCUCCAGCGCAACCCGAAAUGAUGGAAAUAAGCCCUGAUCCCACCAAGGAAAUCGAACAACCUCGGCCGGCUACACCUCCAGCUCAGACCAAACCACCUGAACCCGACUCGCCGCAGGUUGCCAAAAGCGCGCCAGCGACAUCCUGGUUUGGGUUCUGGCACGCUAACACUGAGAAAUCCAAGGACGCAAACCCGAAGCCUGAUACGGAACCUGAGCCAGCAGCCGAACCUGCUCCCGAGGACGUCACUAUGACAGACACACCACCACCACCUCCUCCUCACAAGCAUGCACCACCACCUCAAGCGGGCUCAACAUGGGCCUUCUGGACCAAGGACUCACCCAAGGCGAAAGCAAAACCUGCCCUUGAGGAAUCUGGGGAGAUUGCGGUCAUCGGGGAUCGCUCCGAGGCUCAUCCCAAGCCCAUGGAGGAGUGCGAUGUGUCUCAAUCACCAUCCAAGGCGCCCAAAGCAGUUACCAAGCCUAAUGAUAUCCAGCCCACGGGCAGAUCAACUUGGCGGAGAACCAAGCGACUUCGGCCACAGUCCAUGGAAAUCGAUUCUCCAUCAACUUCACCAUCCGGUGCAUCCACACCAACUAGCACAACACCUCACUUACAUGACAUUAACCAGCCCACGAUACCACCUGCACGGGUUGAUUCGUCAAAUCAGUCUAUUGCUGACUCUGAAUUAUCAACAAAGCUCACCAAUAACCUUUUACUCCCAUCAUUCUCCAGCACCUACCGGAUGAAGGAGAACCCGUCAAUUCUGAAGCAAAUCACGCAGUUUCUCCUCCGCUCUCAACAGUCACCAGCACACCACGUCGUCCGCGUCAAAGACCCGCCCAAGAUUCAAAAGGCCAUUGCCAUCGGCGUCCACGGCCUUUUCCCCGCCAGCUAUCUCCGCCCCAUGAUCGGUCAGCCCACCGGGACGUCAUUGCGAUUCGCCAACCUCUGCGCCGAUUCCAUCCGACGAUGGGCGGAAGAUCACGGAUGUGGUGACUGCCAGAUCGAAAAGGUCGCUCUCGAGGGCGAGGGCAAGAUCAAGGACCGUGUGGAGAAUCUCUGGAAGCUCAUGUUGAACUGGAUCGAUCACAUUCGGAGCGCAGAUCUUGUUGUCAUCGCAUGUCACUCCCAGGGUGUCCCAGUGAGCAUCAUGCUGCUUGAGAAGCUUAUUGAUCUCGGAAUUAUCACCAACGCCAAGAUCGGCGUUUGUGCCAUGGCUGGCGUCUCACUGGGACCCUUCCCGGAUAUCAAGUCCAGCCUUCUAAUGGGUUCAGCGGCCGAGCUUUGGGACUUUGGGAAUGCUGAAAGCGAAAACUCAAAGCGAUUUGAAGCGUCACUUAAACACGUCCUGGACUAUGGAGCCCGCAUCACAUUCAUCGGAAGCAUCGAUGAUCAGCUGGUCCCCAUGGAGUCUGCCGUCUACUCGCCUGCCAACCAUCCCUACAUCUACCGCGCCGUCUUUAUCGACGGUCGCGUCCACGCCCCCGAUUUCAUCGCCCAUCUCAUCGGCUUCGCCCUCAAACUCCGCAACCUCGGCGUCUCCGAUCACGGCCUCAUCCGCGAGCUCUCGAUCCCCCUUGCCGGUUCUCUCUACUCCGGCGCCGGCCACUCCCGCAUUUAUUUCGAUGAAGCCGUCUACGAUCUCGCCAUCUCACACGCCCUCGAGACCGCACCCGCCCACUCCCCGCCACCUUGCGACAUAUCCACACGCCAGGGGCCACUCACCUCCCCUAACCCCUACGUCCUCCCGUGGAUCAUGCGUGGUCUGCUGGAGGAGAAAUUUGUAAGGACGGAACUGCACAACGAGGCUGAUGAGCUGUUGCGCCAGUUCGACGACUGGAAACCCACAAACAAAGCUCUCAAGGACGUCAAGUACCGCCUCGAAGCCCUCCGGUCCAAAUUAUAA
Ilyonectria robusta is the source of this 2541-nucleotide messenger RNA. RefSeq lists its product as uncharacterized. The transcript has 3 exons. The record is from RefSeq and is a predicted model, not a curated record. Bases 1 to 2541 code for a protein of 846 amino acids. Lineage: Eukaryota; Fungi; Ascomycota; Sordariomycetes; Hypocreales; Nectriaceae.